AUGGUUUGUCUGAAGAGAUAUCUUGUCGGCGCUGCUGGCUUGUGCAUAGUCGCCGCCCAGAACUCGACCGCAUCCCCCAGCAAUGACCCCCCAAACCCUAUGCUUCAGCUGAGCCCGGACGACUCCUUCCACUUCGAGAUUCUUCGCACACUGUCGCUCUCCGUCGCCGAGGGGGCUGAUCUGGGCGAGGUGCUUGUCGCUGCGCAACAGAUCAAAGCCUCCGACUUUGAGAGCUACUACCAAGCCUUUAACAACCUUGCUGAGCGUGUCGACAAGCAAGGACAGGCAAUCGAUGGCAAAAAAUAUCCCACCUCGUUCCGCAGCAUGCGCCUCAAGGCGGCCAGCUACUUCCGCGCUGCCGACUUUUUCCUCCACGGCAACUGGAGUGAUCCCCGCAUCGACAGCCUUUGGGUGAAGCAGACAGCGGCUUUCAACGAUGCCCUGCCUCUCAUGGCCAAUCCUGGCCGCCGCACGACCCUCAAGUCUAAGGACGGCAAGUUCAAGAUCCCAGCCAUCUUCUACGGCACGGGCAAGCCUGGUCGCCACCCCACUAUCCUGAUGUGCAACGGCUUCGAUGGCUCUCAAGAGGAAAUGUUCCACAUCUUUGGCAAAGCUGCCCUCGACCGCGGCUACAACGUCAUUACCUAUGAGGGCCCUGGCCAACCCACCGUCCGCCGCGAGCAGAAUAUUGGAUUCAUCCCUGAUUGGGAGCGUGUCAUUACCCCCGUUGUUGACUAUGCGAUCUCCCUCCAAGAGGUUGAUCCCAAGGCCAUUGCUACCAUUGGCUACUCUCUGGGAGGCUACCUCGCUUCCCGAGCUGCCGCUUUCGAGCCCCGCAUCGCCGCUGUUGGUGCGAUUGAUGGUGUCUAUGACUUUGGCGGCACGUUUACCAGCCAACUUCCCCCCAUUGCGAAACAGUGGCUCGCGGAUGGGAACCGCAAAGACUUUAACGAUCUCUUCGCCCAGGCCCUUGCUGACCCCACCACACCCACCGGUAUUCGCUGGGCUGUCCAGCAGGGUCGCUGGUCCUUCAAGGCUGACGACUUCUUUGACUUUGCCACCCUUGUCCAGAAGUACACCUUGGAGGGUGUUGCUGAUAAGAUCAAGCAGCCCAUUUUCGUUGGUGACGCCGAGCUUGACCAGUUCUUCCCUGGUCAAGCCCAGCAGCUUGCCGAUGGCGCCACUGGCAGCUCCAACAAGGUCAUUCAUUACUUCAAGGCUGAUGAGGGUGCUGGCGAGCACUGCUCCGUUGGCGCCGCCGUCUACCAGAAUCAGGUCCUUUAUGACUGGUUUGAGGACGUUUUUCAUGGAAAGAAGUAA
Molecule: messenger RNA, 1320 nt
Organism: Akanthomyces muscarius
Lineage: Eukaryota; Fungi; Ascomycota; Sordariomycetes; Hypocreales; Cordycipitaceae
Exons: 1
Coding region: 1-1320 (439 amino acids)
Source: RefSeq, a predicted model, not a curated record